GGAGACAUGCCGACAGUGCAACAAAUCCACCAUAUUCGAUUCGAGUUCUAUGAUUAAUUUUCAUUCGGCAUCAAUGUACGUUGCUCGAGGUGCUAAUGUAGAAUUUGGCUCAACUUUGGAUAAUCUGUCAUGGACUGAUGCGCAGCUUGCACGGAAGACAUCCUCCGGGAUUGAAAUUUGACCCAAACUUGUUUAUGCAAAAGGUUUUUCUUUGGAAAAGGUCCAGAAAUAUAGCAACAGGGAUGCGGUCCACCUUCGCUCUUUUAUUUGCCGCCGGUAUUGGUGUCACAUUUUUUUAUUUGGGAUGGCUACGGGUCUUAAGUUUGGAUUCCAUUCAGUUUGUUCGCACAAACCGCUUAUUCAGGCCAUCAAUUGAUGGCCAAGAUUUGGGGCCCGUCAAGAAAGUUGGCUUCUUGAAAACUCACAAAACUGCCUCCAGCACCAUUCAAAAUAUCAUCUUACGGUAUGGAUUGAACCAUAACUUGACCUUUGUUCUCCCGUCAAGUGGGAAUUACUUGGUUGGUCCCGGUUCAAGAUCAGAUCCAUUUCAAGCUCAUUGGUUGCAGAAUGUUCCCUGGCAUCGAAAGUUGACAUCUACCCACCAAUAUGACGUUAUCGCCCUUCACACUAGAUGGAACUACGAUCAAUUCAAGUUCUUGUUGGGUUCAAAGGCGGUUUUCUUCACUAUCCUGCGAGAACCAAGUGAAGUCUUUGAAAGUCUUUUCUCAUACGUUUCGUUCGAAGAAAAAUUGCAAGUAAACAUAAGUGAAUAUUUGCAAAGGUCAAAAGACCCAAAGUAUAGGGCCAAUCGGUUGGGUGGUUUCCUCGGUCUCAACCAGCAAUUAUGGGAUUUGGGAGUGGAUUUAGACAUCUCUCGUGACAAAAAAGACAUCGAGUGGCACAUUCAAAGGCUUUCUCAGCAAUUCGAUUUGGUGCUAAUUACUGAUCGCAUUGAUGAAUCCUUGGUACUUUUAGCUCAACUCCUCCGGGUACCUCUUAGUGAAAUGGUAUCUCUCAAAAUGAAUUCCAGAAAGAAAACUGCAAAGCUUGAGUUGUCCGAAGCUGAUCAAAAACUCUUACAGGAUCUGCAAUCAGGGGAGAUCAAAUUGUACCGUUACUUCAAAGAGCGAUUAUUAAAACAGAUUCAGAUAUUCGGUCAAUCCAAAAUGAAAAAUCAAGUUGAAGAGCUCAAAAAGUUGCAACUCUCAGCCCACAAUAAUUGCGUUUUAAGUGAAGCAGACAAAAAUUCUCUAAAAGGAACAAAGUUUGAGCCGUAUCAUCCUGACACCAUUGCCUACAGAGUGAAGGAGGACAAUAUCGAUUGCGUGCAAAUGGCAACGGCCGAACUUCAUCUCAUUGAUAUGAUUAGGGAGAAGAUGAAAGCUUGGUGGUUUCGCAUGGUUCACCAACAACGUCCUUAAGCCAUUGAACACUCAACUUUGACAUUAAUGACAUCAAUGUAUAUUCAUCUCAUCUAUGUAUGAAUUAACACAUGAUCGCUGAUGAGCUCCUUUGAAACUCCUUAAGAGUGCAAAUAAAAGCCAGCAACAUCCA
Messenger RNA from Tigriopus californicus, 1554 nucleotides. RefSeq names its product galactosylceramide sulfotransferase-like. Gene Ontology annotation, cellular component: membrane. Bases 138 to 1421 code for a protein of 427 amino acids. The transcript is spliced from 9 exons. Lineage: Eukaryota; Metazoa; Arthropoda; Copepoda; Harpacticoida; Harpacticidae. Gene Ontology annotation, molecular function: galactosylceramide sulfotransferase activity. Gene Ontology annotation, biological process: glycolipid biosynthetic process. The record is from RefSeq and is a predicted model, not a curated record.